AUGUUUGAUUUUGGUGUAGUUCCAUUACAACCCCCUCCUCAGUUCCACUACAACCCCCUCCUCAGUUCCAUUACAACCCCCUCCUCAGUUCCACUACAACCCCCUCCUCAGUUCCAUUACAACCCCCUCCUCAGUUCCAUUACAACCCCCUCCUCAGUUCCAUUACAACCCCCUCCUCAGUUCCAUUACAACCCCCUCCUCGGUUCCACUACAACCACCUCCUCAGUUCCAUUACAACCCCCUCCUCAGUUCCACUACAACCCCCUCCUCAGUUCCAUUACAACCCCCUCCUCAGUUCCACUACAACCACCUCCUCAGUUCAAUUACAACCCCCUCCUCAGUUCCAUUACAACCCCCUCCUCAGUUCCACUACAACCACCUCCUCAGUUCAAUUACAACCCCCUCCUCAGUUCCAUUACAACCCCCUCCUCAGUUCCAUUACAACCCCCUCCUCAGUUCCACUACAACCCCCUCCUCAGUUCCACUACAACCCCCUCCUCAGUUCCAUUACAACCACCUCCUCAGUUCCAUUACAACCCCCUCCUCGGUUCCACUACAACCCCCUCCGCAGUUCCACUACAACCCCCUCCUCAGUUCCACUACAACCCCCUCCUCAGUUCCAUUACAACCCCCUCCUCAGUUCCAUUACAACCCCCUCCUCGGUUCCAUUACAACCCCCACCUCAGUUCUGCCACAACCCCCUCCUCAGUUCCACUACAACCCCCUCCUCAGUUCCAUUACAACCCCCUCCUCAGUUCCAUAACAACCCCCUCCUCAGUUCCACUACAACCCCCUCCUCAGUUCCAUAACAACCCCCUCCUCAGUUCCACUACAACCCCCUCCUCAGUUCCACUACAACCCCCUCCUCAGUUCCAUUACAACCACCUCCUCAGUUCCAUUACAACCCCCUCCGCAGUUCCACUACAACCCCCUCCUCAGUUCCAUUACAACCCCCUCCUCAGUUCCACUACAACCCCCUCCUCAGUUCCAGCAACCUCUUCUCAUCCCCUUUUUAGCUCUCUGAAAUUUAGAGACAGGGGUGUUGCUUUAGAAUUGUGA
Messenger RNA from Haliotis rufescens (red abalone), 1059 nucleotides. Its product is annotated as extensin-1-like. Bases 1 to 1059 code for a protein of 352 amino acids. Lineage: Eukaryota; Metazoa; Mollusca; Gastropoda; Lepetellida; Haliotidae. The record is from RefSeq and is a predicted model, not a curated record. The transcript has 2 exons.